Seriola aureovittata is the source of this 3956-nucleotide messenger RNA. RefSeq names its product protein NLRC3-like. The record is from RefSeq and is a predicted model, not a curated record. Lineage: Eukaryota; Metazoa; Chordata; Actinopteri; Carangiformes; Carangidae. Gene Ontology annotation, molecular function: protein binding. The transcript has 11 exons. Bases 243 to 3608 code for a protein of 1121 amino acids.
AGAUCAAAAUCUGUUGCUCAGGAACUGAUACAGGUCUAAGCCCAAGAAUAUGGACGGUGAUCCGCAUGAUCUGCUCCUGAUCCCUCCUCCAUCACAGGUGGAGCCGUGGCUGAUUCCAGGAAACAGCUCACCUGUCUCACUCUUUUCUCUGCAGGCGUCAGAUGGAGACUCUUCUUCUUCAACUCUGUUUGAACCAAGUGUAGAAAGUGUGUGUGAGCUGAUGUGGAUGUGAACUCAGCAGCAUGGAUCAGUGUGAGGACAGAGAGGAGGGAGCCCCUCCCUCUAAAACCACUCUGUGUGGGGAACAUGAGAGAAAGACCAGAGCUCAGAGAGACACACCACACUCUGCUGGACCUGGACCUGGACCUGGACCUGGACCUGGACCUGGACCUGGACCUGGACCUGGACCUGAACCCGAACCCGGUGUUGCAAAGAGGAUCCAGCAGCAGAGACCAGACUCUCCUGAACCCAGCUGUCUGUCUUUAAAGAGCGACAUGUCAAAGGACUGGUUCAUUGACUUUAAAGGGCGACGUCCAUCAGCUGAUCAGAUAGUGGACCAGGAGAGCUCAGAGGUUCCCAGGUCUCAGUCUGCCCAGCAGCAUCAAACACAGCUGGACUCCAUAUUUAUGCUGCUGGAGGAGAACAUGGUCACUUUUGUCAAGAACGAGCUGAAGAAGAUGCACAAGCUUCUGAGUCCAGAUUACCCAGAAUGCUCAGGGAGUCAGAGGGAGGAUGAGGAGGUGUUGGACGCUGAGGAUGAAGAGCAGAGGAGCAGCAGAGAGGCAUUUGUGAAGAUCACAGUGAACUUCCUGAGGAGAAUGAAGCAGGAGGAGCUGGCUGACUGUCUGCAGAGCAAAUCUCCUGCUAUGUGCCAACCUAGACUCAAAUCUAACCUGAAGAAGAAGUUCCAGUGUGUGUUUGAGGGGAUCUCUAAAGCAGGAAACCCGACCCUUCUGAACCAGAUCUACACAGAGCUCUACAUCACAGAGGGAGGGACUGGAGAGGUCAAUGAUGAACAUGAGGUCAGACAGAUUGAAACAGCAUCCAGGAAACCAGUCAGACCAGAAACAACCAUCAGACAAGAAGACAUCUUUAAAGUCUCACCUGGAAGAGACGGACCAAUCAGAACAGUGAUGACACUGGGAGUGGCUGGCAUCGGGAAAACAGUCUUAACACAGAAGUUCACUCUGGACUGGGCUGAAGACAAAGCCAACCAGGACAUACAGUUCACAUUUCCAUUCACCUUCAGAGAGCUGAAUGUGCUGAAAGAGAGAAAGUUCAGCUUGGUGGAACUUGUUCAUCACUUCUUUACUGAAACCAAAGAAGCAGGAAUCUGCAGGUUUGAUCGGUUCCAGGUCGUGUUCAUCUUUGACGGUCUGGAUGAGUGUAGACUUCCUCUGGACUUCCACAACACGGAGAUCCUGACUGAUGUUACAGAGUCCACCUCAGUGGACGUGCUGCUGACAAACCUCAUCAGGGGGAAACUGCUUCCCUCUGCUCGCCUCUGGAUAACCACACGACCUGCAGCAGCCAAUCAGAUCCCUCCUCAGUGUGUUGACAUGGUGACAGAGGUCAGAGGGUUCACUGACCCACAGAAGGAGGAGUACUUCAGGAAGAGGUUCAGAGAUGAGGAGCAGGCCAGCAGGAUCAUCUCCCACAUCAAGACAUCACGAAGCCUCCACAUCAUGUGCCACAUCCCAGUCUUCUGCUGGAUCACUGCUACAGUUCUGGAGGAGCUGUUGAAAACCAGAAAGAGAGGAGAGCUGCCCAAGACCCUGACUCAGAUGUACAUCCACUUCCUGGUGGUUCAGUCCAAACUGAAGAAGGUCAAGUAUGAUGGAGGAUCUGAGACAGAGCCACACUGGAGUCCAGAGAGCAGGAAGAUGAUUGAGUCUCUGGGAAAACUGGCUUUUGAGCAGCUGCAGAAAGGAAACCUGAUCUUCUAUGAAUCAGACCUGACAGAGUGUGGCAUCGAUAUCAGAGCAGCCUCAGUGUACUCAGGAGUGUUCACACAGAUCUUUAAAGAGGAGAGAGGCCUGUACCAGGACAAGGUGUUCUGCUUCGUCCAUCUGAGUGUUCAGGAGUUUCUGGCUGCUCUUCAUGUCCAGCUGACCUUCAUCAACUCUGGAGUCAAUCUGAUGUCAGAAGAACAAUCAACCUCCAAGAAGUCUGAACCAAGACGAGACAAAUCUGCAGAGACAAACUUCUACGAGAGAGCUGUGGACGAGGCCUUACAGAGUCCAGACGGACACCUGGACUUGUUCCUCCGCUUCAUCCUGGGUCUUUCACUGCAGACCAAUCAGACUCUCCUAAGAGGUUUAAUGUCACAGACAGGAAGUGACUCAGAGACCAAUCAGGAAACAGUCCAGUACAUCAAGAAGAAGAUUGAAGAGACUCCCUCUGCAGAGAAAAGCAUCAACCUGUUCCACUGUCUGAAUGAACUGAACGAUCGUUCUCUAGUGGAGCAGAUCCAACAGUCCCUGAGAUCAGGAAGUCUCUCCACAGAUAAACUGUCUCCUGCUCAAUGGUCAGCUCUGGUCUUCAUCUUACUGUCCUCAGAAGAAGAUCUGGACGUGUUUGACCUGAAGAAAUACUCUGCUUCAGAGGAGGCUCUUCUGAAGCUGCUGCCAGUGGUCAAAGCCUCUAACAAAGCUGUACUGAGUGGCUGUAACCUCUCAGAGAGAAGCUGUGAAGCUCUGUCCUCAGUCCUCAGCUCCCAGUCCUCUAGUCUGAGACACCUGGACCUGAGUAACAACGACCUGCAGGACUCAGGAGUGAAGCUGUUGUCUGCUGGACUGGAGAGUCCACUCUGUACACUGGAGACUCUCAGUCUGUCAGGAUGUCUGGUCACAGAGGAAGGCUGUGCUUCUCUGGCCUCAGCUCUGAGCUCCAACCCCUCCCACCUGAGAGAGCUGGACCUGAGCUACAAUCAUCCAGGAGACUCAGGACUGAAGCUUCUGUCUGCUGGACUGGAGGAUCCAGACUGGAGACUGGACACUCUCAGGGCGGAGCCUGGUGGAGUCCGAUGGUUGACACCAGGUCUGAGGAAGUAUUCCUGUGAACUCACAAUCGACACAAACACAGUGAACAGACAGAUCAAACUGUCUGACAACAACAGGAAGGUGAAACUUGUGAAGGAGGAUCAGUCAUAUCCUGAUCAUCCAGACAGAUUUGACCAGUGGCCUCAGCUGCUGUGUUCAACUGGUCUGACUGGUCGCUGUUACUGGGAGGUCGAGUGGAGAGGAGAUGUUGAAAUAUCAGUGAGUUACAGAGGAAUAAGAAGGAGAGGAAACAGAGACGAGUGUGUGUUUGGAUGGAACGAUGAGUCCUGGAGUCUGAACUGCUCUGAUGCUCUUGGUAAUUCUGUCUGUCACAAUAACAGAGAAACAUCUAUCUCCUCCUCCUCCUCCUCCUCCUCCUCCUCGUCUGUCUCUGACAGAGUAGCAGUGUAUUUGGACUGUCCUGCUGGCUCUCUGUCCUUCUACAGAGUCUCCUCUAACAAACUGAUCCACCUCCACACCUACAACACCACCUUCACUGAACCUCCGUAUCCUGGGUUUGGGUUCUGGCACUUGUCUAGUCCUGGUUCCUCAGUGUCUCUGUGUUGAAUGAAGCAGAGAGAGAAACGUUCUCACUGUUGAACAGAUAGUUCAGUCUCUACAAGUCUGUCUCUUUCACUCACACGUUUUCAGUUUUUCAAUUUAUUUCUUGUAUAUUUUCAGUUGAUUGCUGAAAAUGAUCUUUGUAACGAUACACUGAACAUAACCAAUCACUAAGUUUCAUGUAUUUAGUACUUCCUGUCUUAUUGUGAAAUCACUAACAUGUCCUGUCAUUUCAGUCCAAUCAUCCUCACCUGGUCCCCACUUACUACCUGCCCCUGCUCUUCCGUGUCAGUAAACCCUGUAUAUGUACUACAGUUUCCUUUGUUCCUGUGUCUGAUUGUCAUUGUCAUUGUU